This is a messenger RNA of Osmerus eperlanus (European smelt), 1095 nucleotides long. RefSeq lists its product as uncharacterized. NCBI's taxonomy places the organism in Eukaryota, Metazoa, Chordata, Actinopteri, Osmeriformes, Osmeridae. Gene Ontology annotation, cellular component: nucleus. Gene Ontology annotation, biological process: regulation of transcription by RNA polymerase II. Gene Ontology annotation, molecular function: transcription cis-regulatory region binding. The record is from RefSeq and is a predicted model, not a curated record.
CCUAUUUUCACAAAAAAAAGAAGCCUUUUCUUCUUGUGCAUUUGUUUGUAUGCCGGUGAGUACCCGGCUGUGUAACUUGAUAGGGGGUUUGGAGAGCGAAUAAGGGAAUGCAGGACUGCAAUGGAGCAGAAUGCGAUACAGUGGUUAGGCAGCCCCUCCUGCCUGCGAGGCAGCUAUGCCUUCUAUAAGUCAGUGAGGCGCCAGUCCCAGAGUGGUGGUGCCGCCCAGGUUCUGAGGCUGGGGGAGUUCUAUUACAUCCGCUGUGGCCCCCAGGAGCCGGCCUGCAUCGCUGAGGUGACGUUACUGUGGGAGGAGCAGGUGCAGCGCCAUCUGCUGGCCAGUUCCCGACUCUACAUCCUCCCAGAGGAUACAUCCAAGGGAAGAACCAAGGAGCACGGGGAGGAUGAAGUCCUGGCCGUGUCUAAGAAAGUGGUUGUGCGCGUGGAGGAUCUGGUGAACUGGACCUGUUCAGAACCUCCUGGCUGGACGUCCAAAUCUGGUCCGAGACCCGGAGCCAGAAACAGUCUGGAGAGAACCGGACCAUCCAGCACCGACUCAGAACCACCAACCCAAGCAAGACUGACAGUGACGACAGCAGAACCACACAAGCAGGAGAGUCGAGUGAGGGUUCUGAGCUACCCCCAGUACUGUCGCUACCGCUCACUCCAGCGGCGCAUCCAGGACCGGGGGCCCGCUCCGGGGGGCCCGGGGCUCCAGGACCCUCUGCUGGCGCUGGGGGCCCUCCGGGGGGGGGCGGAGGACACCCGUGUCCUCUACUGCCGGGACGCCGUCAGCCACACCACCCUCAGCUGCUGUAGUAACCUCUGGACCCCACUACGAUGCACUUCUAUCAGCCUGAAGGGGCGACCACGCAAGAGAAGAGGGCCGUGACAGGCAGGGGGUGGAGUCUCCUUCUCCCAGCCAAUCAGAGACCUGGGUCGAGAAAAUGAAGGAAAACGUGAUGGAAGACGUGGAUAUGAGCUGCGAGGGGGCGUGGCUUCCCCACCCCGAGGAGCAGCUGUUCCUGGAUCAGCUGUUUGUCUUCAUGGAGCGCCGUUGGGUCGCCCAUCAGCAAGGUGCCCAACCUGGGCUUCA